AUGACUAGAUCCAUAAAUCAAACACCAUUUUUAGAUGCAGUAAAAAUCUUUAUAAGUCUGAUUCAACAUUACCAAAAAAUUAUUACAAGAUAUGAAUUAACUAAAAAUAUUAUAGAAAGUCAAUAAUUUAAUACUAAAGUAAAAUAUACAUUAGUCUAAGUAAUACGUAUCAUUAUAAUAAUGAGAACAAAAAUCAAGGAAUUUUUCAUUAAUUAUAGAUUUUAGAUAUUUGCAAUAUAUAUUCCAACUAGAAUGAUAUAUGUAUUUUGUUAUAAUCCAGCACGCAUUUGUUAUGUUUCACUUUUUAAAAGUGAAAAGCUUUACUGCAAUGGAAGAAAUCCUUUUUCAAAUAGAUAAUAAAGAAAAGGAUUAAUUUUAUAUCUUUGA
Molecule: messenger RNA, 387 nt
Organism: Paramecium sonneborni
Lineage: Eukaryota; Ciliophora; Oligohymenophorea; Peniculida; Parameciidae
Source: the annotation of a GenBank genome assembly